Messenger RNA from Acaulospora morrowiae, 252 nucleotides. NCBI's taxonomy places the organism in Eukaryota, Fungi, Glomeromycota, Glomeromycetes, Diversisporales, Acaulosporaceae. The record is from the annotation of a GenBank genome assembly.
CUCUUAGGACGUACGAUAAGGGUGGAUCACGCAUCAAACCAGACUAAGGAUGGACAGCGUAGAACCGGAAUGAAUGCGGCACCGGAAAUAAUUAAAGAUGAUUCAGCAUCACCGUCUGGCUCUAGCUCCGAGGAUGAUUUUGCAGACAAAAUUGAUCCUGAUGAUCCCAUGAGAGAUUAUCUUAUCAAAAGGCAUAAAAAAGAAAAGAGGAAAGCGAAAAAACAUAUAGACGGACGAUAUGUCUUGCAUUAG